Alternaria arborescens is the source of this 951-nucleotide messenger RNA. RefSeq lists its product as hypothetical. The record is from RefSeq and is a predicted model, not a curated record. The coding region runs from base 1 to 951 and encodes 316 amino acids. NCBI's taxonomy places the organism in Eukaryota, Fungi, Ascomycota, Dothideomycetes, Pleosporales, Pleosporaceae. The transcript is spliced from 2 exons.
AUGGACUACGGAUACGCUGCACCCAUGGAGAGCCCUUUUGUGAUCCCACAUGAGGAUGUCGAGGCGCUGGGCACUUCCAAGGCCUUUUGUGCGCUGAGGAGGCAUUUGGCCAGAGAUGCUGACUUCUGCGCAACACACUCGCAAUGUUCUCCCCAGGCGAAGCAGACAUAUCUCCUCCACCGCGACAUGCUCCACGCCCUCAUCAUGCCCGUCGUGACCCUCUUCUCCCGCGCAUCAACACUGGCUUCCGCCGCACUAUGCACACAGCGCGCCUCUGAUCUCGAGCUCGCCUUCUCGGGCGAAUCGCGCAGCGCAUUCAUUGGCCUCCAAUGCUUCAUCACCGAGGAGGCAGACUGGUGCCGCACACGUGGAUGUCCUGCAUGCGUCGUCACCGCAACUCUGAGCACCGACAGCCACAUCCGAUUGACCAUUGCAGCCAGCCUGCUUAGCACAGCAAACAUCGCUACCCCAACGCAAGAAGAGCCACCGCAGGACAUCGAAGACAAAACCCUCCCGCCGCUGCCUCACAUCCUCCCCGCGCUCCAGCACGCCGUUAUCAACGAUCCGUUCUGGGAAGGCUCAGAGAUCUGGGGCUACAUUCUCUCGCGUGCAACACAACUCUCCGCCGGCAUCCAAGCCCUCAUCGCCGAAUGCGUAAACCUCGAGUCCCUCGUCUCAUCACCUACCACCGAACGCCCCGGCUCAAAGCGUGGCUUGACACAUCCCACCGUUCCUUUUGUUGUGUCAGGACAAGCAGUUCAGGAAAAGGGCGUCAAGCUCAGAAAGAGCAAGCUGGCCAAGCGCCAACUGAGACUGCGCGACGAAGAGGUGGAGCUCAUGCGCAGAGUUGCCAUGCAGUGCUGGGCCAAGGCUCAGGUACCCAAGCAUGUCAGAGGAGAGGUGCUGGGUUUGGGCGAUAGCAAGAGGACAAGGAGUCUGACCUGUCCGUAA